This is a messenger RNA of Pieris macdunnoughi, 1587 nucleotides long. Lineage: Eukaryota; Metazoa; Arthropoda; Insecta; Lepidoptera; Pieridae. The record is from the annotation of a GenBank genome assembly.
AUGUUUUCAAGUCGAUACAAACAACCAAAUACUCUACAGCGAAUGUCUCUCAUUCGACUCGGGAAUUGGAUCGCUCAGCAUGCAGAACUACACAUGACUUCAGUAACUAUUCAAGCUCAAUAUAAUCCUCAAGAGGCUCAAGCAACUUUAGCAAAUAAGGUCGAUCACAUUCGAAAGUACUUAGAUUUUCAUGUACCGUGGAUGUUACACGAUCAACUUGUUAAUGAAGCAAUAAAUUCCCUCAAUCAACUCUUAGACAAAACUAAAAAUUCUAUGGGAUUUAGAGCAUCAAUGUCAACAUUUAUUGCUAAAAUGAAUGUUAUUGUUAAAAUGACGGAGACCCUAUUCACAAAAAACCUUACGUACGUCUCUAUCGACGUGAUACCGAAAAUGAUACGUACUAUAUUUUAUACAAAACUAUACAUGCUAACAGGUUUAGUAUACCUAAAUUUAGGUUCAUUAUCAGGAGGAUGGAAAACAGCAGACAUGGAAGCAUCUAUGAUAAAAUCAAUAAAGGAAUUACACGCGCUAAAGUAUCUUUAUAUAAAUUAUGACUGCACUGACAAAAUAUUAAAAUGUAUUGUUGAGAGCUGCACAAAACUAGAGAAAUUAGAUGUCUCUUGUUCAAAAUGUAUAACGAAUGAAAGUAUAGAUAUAAUAUGUAAAUUGAAGAGGUUAAAAAGUAUACAGUUGUAUCAGACAUUCGUUACCUGGGAAGGUUUUGUAAACCUACUAAUUAAUUGCAAAACGUUGGAAGAUAUUGGAAGAUGUGACGAAGUUGGAAGAGUUUUAGAAUUUAUACAUAAAAAUUGCCCAGAAGCAUUACCAUUUAAUUUAAAAAUAUUUGUAAGUCGAUAUGCUAACAGUAAACAUCUACAACUGGCUGUUGAUACAUGCCCUGACAUAUUUAAUAUGACUGUAUUUCAUAACACAUUGCAAAGUGAUUUAUUAGUGCUUAUUGGAUUGAAAAACCUCUCUAAACUCAAGUUAUUAUCUUGCGAUUUUUAUGCAGAUCAAAUAAAGCAAGUGUUACAAGUAAAGGGUUGCAAUUUGUCUUAUUUACAUUUGGAACAUGUGGAUCAAAUAGACUUGAACGCCUUGAUGUACAUAAGUCAAAUGUGCCCACUAUUACAUACUUUAACAUUUUAUAACUGUUCACUUAUUCAACAUACAUCUUUGUAUACCAAAACAUUAGACAUUUUACCAUUUAGGAAUUUAAGAAAACUUACUUGUGUAUCUGGAUUUUCUGAUGAGCAAUUGUUAUUUUUACUAAGUAAUUGUAUUAAUAUUGAGUUUAUUCAAAUAGGCACAGCUGUUCAGUUAACUGAUGAAUUUAUUAUGAUGUUAUUAGAAAAAAAUCCUUUAAUUUAUCUUAAAGAACUAAGAAUAAUGCAAUCAGAUUUUCUUACCAUUGCAUCAAUAGAACAAAUAAUUCAAAAUUGCAUAAGUUUGGAAAUUUUAGUAGAAUUAGAAAGCUGGUCCAUGUUGUCAGACAGUGACAGAGAUUAUAUAAAAAAUUAUAUAAAAGUCAAUAACUACAACAUUGAUACUGCACCCAUAAGUUCACCCAUAAGAAGAUAUAAAUAA